UUGGAUCCAUCUCUCCAGGUCGUGGCCGUGAAGCAACUCGAUCGAAAUGGGAUCGGUAAGGAAAUUCUGGAUGCUGUUUCUGAUCUAAGUCUGUUGCAGCAUGAGAAUCUGGUAAAUCUCAUUGGUUAUUGUGCCGAUGGUGAUCAACGUCUUUUGGUUUACGAGUUGUUUUCUGGGCGCACUCUUGAAAGCCGUCUUUUUGAGAAUAAAGAGGAUGAAGCACCAUUAAACUGGUUUGACAGAAUGAAAAUACUAGCGGGUGCUUCAAAAGGGCUAGAGUACUUACAUGAGAGUUCGGACCCUCCAGUUAUAUUCAAGGAUUUGAAAGCGUCGAGCAUCUUGGUGGACAAUGAUUUCAAAGUUAAACUACGUGAUGUUGGAAUGACCAAGCUUACUGGAGACAAGAUGAAUAACGGACCUCCAAGACUUAUGGGGAACAAUGGUUACUGCGCUCCGGAGUAUGUAAGAACAGGUCAAGUCACCAAGAAAUCAGACGUCUACAGUUUCGGAGUUAUCUUGCUGGAGCUCAUUACUGGACGAAGAGCCAUUGACACCACCAGACCAAAUGAAGAGCAAAAUCUAGUUGCAUGGGCAACCCCCUUGUUCAGGGACCCGAAGAGAUAUCCAGACAUGGCGGAUCCGGUUCUUAAAAAGAAUUUCCCAGAUAAAGAUCUGAAUCAAGUUGUUGCAAUAGCAUCCAUGUGCUUACAGGAGGAAGCAGAAGCUCGACCUUUGAUCAGUGACGUUGUAACUGCUCUCAGUUUUCUUUCUGCUGCUCCUGUUGAAGCACCCCGAAAGAGUAGUGCUGGUGAAAGCGAGAGUGGAUCAGUAUCCAGAAAGGGGAGCCGUAGAUCAUCAGUAGAUACUGAUGGCCGACUUCCGCCGGUUUCCUCUAAAAGUAGUCGCAAAGGCAGCAAAAAAUCUUCACUGAAACUGUUAAGCCAGAAGGUAAGCCAAAAAUCUUCUGAGGAAGAUUUAGGGCAGAAGAGCAGCAAAAAGUCCUCCAAGAGCAGCAGAAAAUCUUCCCUGAGAGGUUUAAGCCAAAAGAGCAGUAAAAAAUCUUCUAGCAGAAAGAGUAGCAAAGAAUCGGAGGAUGGAAGCGUUUCCUCAAGCUGCCGUAGCAGCAGUUUGGCAUCAGAUGAUGAAAGGUCUGUGUCAGCUCGUAGCAGCAUGAGGCUAUCACAAGCGAGUGAUCAAUCUGACUCCAACUACAGCAGCAGAAGGACAGAGGAUGCGGACCAUAACUUACUAGACCGUGCAAGCACCAUGGAAUCUGAUGUGGGAAGUGGUCACCCUUUUGACCAAACUAGCAGCAGUGGAUCAAGCGUUUACUCUCGAUAAAAAAAAUAUUAUCAACCUUGGUUCCUUUGUGAUCAUCAUCAUGGACAGCCAUGCUUGUUCUUUAUUACGUUGAUUUCUAUUUUUGUGCCGCAGUCUGGUUGCUAACGCAACCGUUCG
Vigna angularis (adzuki bean) is the source of this 1458-nucleotide messenger RNA. Its product is annotated as receptor-like kinase LIP2. The annotation marks the transcript as partial. NCBI's taxonomy places the organism in Eukaryota, Viridiplantae, Streptophyta, Magnoliopsida, Fabales, Fabaceae. Gene Ontology annotation, molecular function: protein kinase activity; ATP binding. The record is from RefSeq and is a predicted model, not a curated record. The transcript is spliced from 3 exons. Gene Ontology annotation, biological process: protein phosphorylation.